Messenger RNA from Solanum dulcamara, 1718 nucleotides. RefSeq names its product UDP-glucuronic acid decarboxylase 2-like. Gene Ontology annotation, cellular component: cytoplasm. NCBI's taxonomy places the organism in Eukaryota, Viridiplantae, Streptophyta, Magnoliopsida, Solanales, Solanaceae. The record is from RefSeq and is a predicted model, not a curated record. The transcript has 7 exons. Gene Ontology annotation, molecular function: UDP-glucuronate decarboxylase activity; NAD+ binding. Gene Ontology annotation, biological process: D-xylose metabolic process. The coding region runs from base 111 to 1433 and encodes 440 amino acids.
UUAUUUCCUAAUUUCAUACCCCAAAAAAAAAAACUAUCCUUUUUUUUUUUCCUCUCUAUCCCUUUUACAUUACAGAAAUUUUGAGAGAAGAAAAAAAAAAUACAACAAUUAUGGCUUCUGAAUUGAUCUAUCGUGGACCGGAAUCACUCCCGGUUCCCGACGGUUACACUCCCAAACCACACAAACCAUGGUUUACUGUAAUUCGACCCGUUCGUUACUUGCUACGAGAGCAGAGAAUUGUUUUCCUAUUAGCAGGCAUUGCUAUUGCCUCUAUAAUUUUCGCCCUUUUUCCAUCUUCCCGUUCCGGAGGGUUGAGCUAUACGAAUACCGGGAUCUACGACUCGUAUUUGCCGUCCGAGUCGACUCAGUCUCAGGUAGCUCACCGGAUGGUGUAUCAGAAUCGGAUCGGGUUCGGGUCGUUUAAUUCUGGUGGGAAGAUCCCGCUGGGAUUGCAGCGUAAAGGUUUGAGGAUCGUGGUGACCGGUGGUGCUGGUUUUGUAGGUAGUCAUCUUGUGGAUCGUUUGAUUGCGAGAGGUGAUAGCGUGAUCGUCGUUGAUAAUUUCUUCACCGGACGGAAAGAAAAUGUUAUGCAUCAUUUUGGUAACCCUAGGUUUGAGCUUAUACGACACGACGUCGUUGAACCACUUUUGCUUGAAGUUGAUCAGAUCUAUCACCUUGCUUGCCCUGCCUCUCCUGUUCAUUACAAACAUAAUCCCGUCAAAACUAUUAAGACUAAUGUGGUGGGGACUUUGAACAUGCUGGGAUUGGCUAAAAGAGUCGGUGCGCGGUUUUUGCUGACGAGCACCAGCGAGGUUUACGGUGAUCCAUUAGAACAUCCACAGAAAGAGACAUACUGGGGCAACGUUAAUCCCAUUGGUGUCCGAAGUUGUUACGAUGAGGGAAAGCGAACAGCUGAAACAUUGACCAUGGACUAUCACAGAGGUGCUGGCGUUGAGGUGAGAAUCGCUAGGAUCUUUAACACCUAUGGACCUCGUAUGUGCAUUGAUGAUGGUCGCGUUGUCAGCAACUUUGUUGCUCAGGCUUUAAGGAAGGAGCCAUUGACAGUUUAUGGUGAUGGGAAACAAACAAGAAGUUUCCAAUUUGUUUCAGAUCUGGUUGAGGGCCUAAUGCGUUUGAUGGAAGGAGAACACGUCGGACCCUUCAACCUCGGAAACCCUGGGGAAUUUACAAUGCUUGAACUCGCUAAGGUGGUCCAGGAAACCAUUGACCCAAAUGCUCAGAUUGAACACAGACCAAACACAGAGGAUGACCCACACAAGAGAAAGCCUGAUAUCUCAAGAGCUAAAGAGUUGCUUGGUUGGGAACCAAAAGUGGCUCUCAGAAAAGGUCUACCUAUGAUGGUUCAAGACUUUAGGCAACGUAUUUUUGGUGACCACAAAGAAGACAGUAGCUCAAAGGUCACCACAGCUUAAUAGAGUAUGUAUGUUUGGAUAUUGUUAUGGUGUUUUAACUUGGUCUGGGGUGAAAUGCACGGCGGCGAAAGAUGACUCACUCUUGUGCUCAUUUAGAUUCAGCAGAAGUGCAGGCAGCAGAAGACUCAGUCCCCCAUCUACUUCUUCCUUUUCAGUGGUCUUAAUAGUUGGUUCAUUGUCAAUUUUGUAAUUCUAUUAUUAUCCUUUAUUAACAGUUGAUGUAGUCGACCAACCUUCAUUAUUAUCAUAACAAUAAAACAGGUUCCUAUUUCCUCCCCUAUAUAA